This is a messenger RNA of Melopsittacus undulatus (budgerigar), 1191 nucleotides long. RefSeq names its product terminal nucleotidyltransferase 5C (gene TENT5C). The transcript has a single exon. Gene Ontology annotation, biological process: mRNA stabilization. Bases 19 to 1191 code for a protein of 390 amino acids. The record is from RefSeq and is a predicted model, not a curated record. Lineage: Eukaryota; Metazoa; Chordata; Aves; Psittaciformes; Psittaculidae. Gene Ontology annotation, molecular function: RNA binding; poly(A) RNA polymerase activity.
GAGAAGAAAAGUCUUAAGAUGGCAGGCAAAGGAAGCAAAAAAGACUGCAUGUCAUGCAGUGUACUGAACUGGGAGCAGGUCAGCCGUCUGCAUGAGGUUCUUACAGAGGUGGUUCCAAUCCAUGGCCGGGGUAACUUCCCAACACUGAAGAUCACUCUGAAGGACAUUGUUCAGACAGUUCGGAGUAGGCUGAGUGAAGCAGGCAUUGUGGUACAUGAUGUCCGUCUGAAUGGCUCUGCAGCUGGUCAUGUCCUGGUCAAGGAUAAUGGGCUGGGAUGCAAGGAUCUGGAUCUCAUUUUUCAAGUUUCUCUUCCAAGUGAGGCAGAGUUUCAGUUAGUUCGAGAUGUGGUGUUGCGAUCCCUCUUGAAUUUCUUGCCAGAAGGAGUAAGCAAGCUAAAAAUCAGCCCAGUAACACUGAAGGAAGCCUACAUCCAGAAGCUAGUCAAAGUGUACACAGAAUCUGACCGUUGGAGCUUGAUAUCACUUUCCAACAAACAUGGUAGGAAUGUGGAACUGAAGUUUGUAGACUGUAUACGACGACAGUUUGAAUUCAGUGUGGAUUCCUUCCAAAUCAUAUUAGACUCUCUGCUCUUUUAUUAUGACUACUCUGAAACCCCCAUGUCAGAGCACUUCCAUCCAACUGUGAUUGGGGAGAGUAUGUAUGGAGACUUUGAAGCAGCUUUUGAUCACCUCCAGAACAAGCUGAUAGCUACCAAAAAUCCUGAAGAGAUCCGUGGUGGUGGGCUUCUGAAAUAUAGUAACCUUCUAGUGCGAGACUUCAGGCCCAUGGAUAAGGAUGAGAUCAAAACUUUAGAGCGCUACAUGUGCUCCCGAUUCUUCAUAGACUUCCCAGACAUCCUGGAUCAGCAGCGUAAACUAGAGACCUACCUCCAGAACCACUUCUCCAAAGAAGAGAGGAGCAAAUACGACUACCUCAUGAUUCUGCGCAGGGUGGUGAAUGAGAGCACAGUCUGUCUCAUGGGACAUGAGCGAAGGCAGACUCUCAACUUGAUUUCUCUGCUAGCUCUCAGAGUGCUGGCAGAACAAAAUAUCAUCCCUAAUGCCACUAAUGUUACCUGUUACUACCAGCCAGCACCUUAUGUUAGUGAUGUAAACUUCAGCAACUACUACCUUGCAAAUGCUCCUGUGUCACACAGCCAGUCAUAUCCCACUUGGCUGCCUUGCAACUGA